AUGCUUCCUAGUGUCUUCCCCCACUUUUUAUUGGCUGAGUUUGUUGACUUUGACCCCAUCCGGCUUAGCGGACUAUUGCACUACAUGGCAACAACCGCUCAUUUUUUGCCACGUAUUCCCGCCGACCUUCUAGACCAUAUUAGAGGAUACGCCCAGACCCAAAGGAUAGCCAAAUUCUCAUGUUCGUUUCCGGCAUCUGAACAAAACGCAGAGUGCCUGACCUCCCUGCCUUUCUCUAAAACCUCUUUCACUCGUUCGUUCAUCAUCAAGACGAUGCCGUAUUGCGAGGUUGGGUCGCGGCAGAAUGCCACUGGCGACGCUAACCUCAACAAUGGAAUCAAAAUUUUCUAUAGAACCUACGGUCAGGGACCGACCAAGGUCCUCCUCAUCAUAGGUUUGGCGGGGACUCACGAUUCAUGGGGCCCACAAAUCCAGGGGCUGACAGGGUCCGUUACGCCCAAUGAUGAUGAUGAAAGGAGGGCCGCCGAUGGCUGUGACAAUGAGGCUGGUUUUAGUGGCGGUGGCAUCGAGGUCUGUGCCUUCGAUAACCGUGGUAUGGGUCGGAGCUCCGUGCCCACCCAAAAAUCCGAAUAUACAACAAAAACAAUGGCAAAGGAUGCAAUUGCGUUGAUGGAUCAUUUAGGCUGGAGAGAAGCCCAUGUUUUCGGGCAUUCCAUGGGAGCUAUGAUAGCCUGCAAAUUAGCAGCAAUGGUGCCUGAUAGAAUUUUGUCAUUGGCUUUGCUUAAUGUGACUGGAGGAGGUUUUGAAUGUUUACCAAGGCUUGACCGACACACAUUAUCAAUUGCUGUCCGUUUCUUAAAGGCAAAGACUCCUGAGCAAAGGGCAGCUGUUGACUUGGACACCCACUACUCCAAGGGAUAUCUUGAGGAAUAUGUUGGAUCCAACACGAGAAGGGCAAUUUUAUAUCAAGAAUAUGUAAAAGGCAUAUCAGCAACUGGGAUGCAGUCUAACCAUGGUUUCGAGGGUCAAGUCAAUGCAUGCUGGACGCAUAAGAUGAAACAAAUGGAAAUAGAAUUGAUCCGCUCUGCAGGAUUUCUUGUUUCAGUCAUUCAUGGAAGGCAUGAUGUUAUUGCUCAAAUAUAUUAUGCAAGGCGACUGGCAGAGAAGCUGCACCCUGUUGCUAGAAUGGUAGAUCUUCCUGGAGGGCAUCUAGUGAGUCAUGAGAGGACGGAAGAGGUCAACAAAGCUCUUAUUGAGUUGAUCAAGGCAUCAGAAGCAAAGACAGAGCCACAUGAUUGGACAAAUUUGCCUGAAAAAAGUUUGGGGUGGAUGGCUACAAGAAUGUCACUAAUCAGAAAAAGAACUGAUGAAGGGAACUGUGUAUCUUUCAUGUGCAAUAUGUUCGAAAAGCUACAUCUUUGCCUCUUAUACCUCUUUGGCCUCUUUGCAUUGGCAUUUGAGAAUGCAAGGAGAACCUUCAGAAGUAUAAAACCAGCUAGAAUUGGACAUUCCAUCACAUAG
Molecule: messenger RNA, 1482 nt
Organism: Prunus armeniaca (apricot)
Lineage: Eukaryota; Viridiplantae; Streptophyta; Magnoliopsida; Rosales; Rosaceae
Source: the annotation of a GenBank genome assembly